AUGAUCUGCUUUUCAGAUAAUACCAUCCAGUCGAUUUUCUGCUGUUGCUGUUCCGUGCAGAAGCGACAAGUGAGGACACAAAUAAGCCUUAGCAAAGAUGAAGAACUUUCAGAAAAAUACACGCAGCAUCGCAGACCAUGGUUCAGUGAAUUGCCAAGUAAGAAGCAAUCCAACAGGGGCCGAGUGCAGCCAUCAAAACACAAGCCGCUGCCUCCCCUCCCACCCUCUGAGUUUGCUGAAGAGAAGAUCCAAGUCAAGGCACUGUAUGAUUUCCUGCCCAGAGAGCCCUGUGAUUUAGCCUUAAAGAGAGCAGAGGAAUACCUGAUCUUGGAGAAGUGUAAUCCUCACUGGUGGAAGGCAAGAGACCGCUUGGGGAAUGAAGGCUUAAUUCCAAGCAACUAUGUGACUGAAAACAAACCAACCAACUUAGAAAUAUAUGAGUGGUACCAUAGAAAUAUCACCAGAAAUCAGGCAGAACGACUUUUGAGACAAGAGUCUAAAGAAGGUGCAUUUAUUGUCAGAGAUUCAAGACAUUUGGGAUCCUACACCAUUUCUGUGUUUAUAAGAGCUGGGAGAAGUAUGGAGGCUACCAUCAAACAUUAUCAGAUUAAAAGGAAUGACUCAGGACAGUGGUACGUGGCUGAAAGACACCUCUUUCAAUCAAUCCCCGAGUUGAUCUGGUAUCACCAGCACAAUGCAGCUGGGCUCAUGUCCCGUCUCCGCCACCCAGUUGGGCUGAUGGGCAGUUGUUUGCCGGCCACAGCUGGUUUUAGCUAUGAAAAGUGGGAGAUAAAUCCAUCUGAGUUGGCUUUUGUAAAGGAGAUUGGAAGCGGCCAGUUUGGGGUGGUCUAUUUAGGCCAAUGGCGAGCACAUGUCCAGGUAGCUAUCAAGGCCGUCAAUGAAGGCUCCAUGUCUGAAGAGGAUUUCAUUGAAGAGGCUAAAGUGAUGAUGAAGUUAUCUCAUUCAAGGCUCGUUCAGCUUUAUGGAGUGUGUAUACAGCAGAAGCCCCUUUAUAUUGUGACGGAGUUUAUGGAAAAUGGCUGCCUGCUUAACUAUCUCAGAGAGAGGAAAGGAAAGCUUAGGAAGGAGAUGCUACUGAGUGCAUGUCAAGAUAUCUGUGAAGGAAUGGAGUAUCUGGAGAGAAACUGCUUUAUCCACAGGGAUUUAGCCGCGAGGAAUUGUUUGGUCAGUUCUACAAGUAUAGUAAAAAUUUCGGACUUUGGAAUGACAAGGUAUGUUUUGGAUGAUGAAUAUAUCAGUUCUUCUGGAGCCAAGUUCCCAGUCAAGUGGUCCCCUCCUGAAGUUUUCCAUUUCAAUAAGUAUAGCAGCAAAUCUGAUGUCUGGUCAUUUGGAGUUUUGAUGUGGGAAGUUUUUACAGAAGGAAAAAUGCCUUUUGAAAAUAAGUCAAAUUUGCAAGUUGUGGAAGCGAUUUCUAAAGGCUUCAGGCUGUACCGACCUCACCUGGCACCGAUUUCCAUAUAUGAAGUCAUGUACAGCUGCUGGCAUGAGAAACCUAAAGGCCGCCCGACGUUUGCUGAGCUGCUGCAGGUUCUCACAGAGAUUGCAGAAACCUGGUGA
Mesoplodon densirostris (Blainville's beaked whale) is the source of this 1578-nucleotide messenger RNA. RefSeq names its product TXK tyrosine kinase (gene TXK). Bases 1 to 1578 code for a protein of 525 amino acids. Gene Ontology annotation, molecular function: protein binding; non-membrane spanning protein tyrosine kinase activity; ATP binding. The record is from RefSeq and is a predicted model, not a curated record. Gene Ontology annotation, biological process: tissue regeneration; adaptive immune response; integrin-mediated signaling pathway. The transcript is spliced from 14 exons. NCBI's taxonomy places the organism in Eukaryota, Metazoa, Chordata, Mammalia, Artiodactyla, Ziphiidae.